This is a messenger RNA of Pteronotus mesoamericanus, 4349 nucleotides long. It is a transcript of the gene CLCN7, whose product is annotated as chloride voltage-gated channel 7. Gene Ontology annotation, molecular function: voltage-gated chloride channel activity. The record is from RefSeq and is a predicted model, not a curated record. Bases 58 to 2487 code for a protein of 809 amino acids. Gene Ontology annotation, cellular component: lysosomal membrane; intracellular membrane-bounded organelle. The transcript is spliced from 25 exons. Lineage: Eukaryota; Metazoa; Chordata; Mammalia; Chiroptera; Mormoopidae. Gene Ontology annotation, biological process: transmembrane transport; chloride transport.
CUAGGUCACGUGGCUUCAGCGCGGGUCACGAGAAAAAACACCGGUCUGCGGCGGGCUAUGGCCAACGUCUCCAAGAAAGUGUCUUGGUCCGGCCGCGAUAUAGAUGACGAUGAGGCGGCGCCGCUGUUGCGGAGGACGGCACGGCCCGGGGCGCCAGCCGGGGAGGACACACCACUGCUGAACGGGGCCGGGCCUGCGGCUGCCCGCCGGUUACCUCAUUCGACAUCUUUCCAGAUUGGACAGAUGAGCAACAUGGAGCUGGACGAUGAGCUUUUGGACCCAGAGAUGGACCCUCCUCACCCUUUCCCCAAGGAGAUCCCACACAACGAGAAGCUCUUAUCCCUCAAGUAUGAGAGCUUGGACUACGACAACAGUGAGAACCAGCUGUUCCUGGAGGAGGAGAGGCGCAUCAACCACAUGGCCUUCCGGACAGUGGAGAUCAAGCGCUGGGUCAUUUGUGCCAUGAUAGGGAUCCUCACAGGGCUCGUGGCCUGCUUCAUCGACAUCAUGGUGGAGAACUUGGCUGGCCUGAAAUACAAGGUUGUCAAAGACAAUAUCGACAAGUUCACAGAGAAGGGGGGGCUGUCCUUCUCUCUCCUGCUGUGGGCCACGCUGAAUUCGGCGUUCGUGCUGGUUGGCUCCGUGAUUGUUGCCUUCAUAGAGCCAGUUGCUGCUGGCAGUGGGAUCCCCCAGAUCAAGUGCUUCCUCAACGGAGUUAAGAUCCCCCAUGUAGUCCGGCUCAAGACCCUGGUGAUCAAAGUAUCUGGUGUGAUCCUGUCUGUGGUGGGAGGACUGGCUGUGGGAAAGGAGGGACCAAUGAUUCACUCGGGCUCUGUGAUUGCAGCUGGGAUUUCCCAGGGGAGGUCAACAUCGCUGAAGCGAGAUUUCAAGAUCUUUGAGUACUUCCGCAGAGAUACAGAGAAGCGGGACUUCGUCUCUGCAGGAGCUGCGGCUGGAGUGUCUGCUGCGUUUGGGGCCCCUGUAGGUGGGGUCCUCUUCAGCUUGGAGGAAGGUGCCUCCUUCUGGAACCAGUUCCUGACAUGGAGAAUCUUCUUUGCUUCCAUGAUUUCCACCUUCACACUGAACUUCGUCUUAAGCAUUUACCAUGGAAACAUCUGGGACCUCUCCAGCCCGGGCCUCAUCAAUUUUGGAAGAUUUGAUACAGAGACGAUGGUGUACACGAUCCAUGAGAUCCCCAUCUUCAUCGCCAUGGGAGUGGUGGGUGGUGUUCUUGGGGCUGUGUUCAAUGCCUUGAAUUACUGGCUGACGAUGUUUCGAAUCAGGUACAUCCACCGGCCCUGCCUCCAGGUGAUUGAAGCCAUGCUGGUGGCCGCCGUCACAGCCACUGUUGCCUUUGUGCUGAUCUACUCAUCCCGGGACUGCCAGCCCCUGCAGGGGAGCUCUGUGUCUUACCCCCUCCAGCUCUUCUGUGCAGAUGGCGAGUACAACUCAAUGGCUGCAGCCUUCUUCAACACUCCAGAGAAGAGCGUGGUUGGUCUGUUCCAUGACCCCCCAGGCUCUUACAACCCUGUGACCCUCGGCCUCUUCACCCUCGUAUACUUCUUCCUGGCCUGCUGGACUUACGGGCUGACGGUGUCCGCUGGUGUCUUCAUCCCAUCCCUGCUCAUUGGAGCUGCCUGGGGUCGGCUUUUUGGCAUCUCGCUGUCCUACCUCACCGGGGCCGCAAUCUGGGCAGACCCCGGCAAGUAUGCCCUGAUGGGAGCAGCGGCCCAGCUGGGUGGGAUCGUGAGGAUGACGCUAAGCCUGACAGUUAUCAUGAUGGAGGCCACCAGCAACGUGACCUAUGGCUUCCCCAUCAUGCUGGUCCUAAUGACCGCCAAGAUCGUAGGAGACAUCUUCAUUGAGGGCCUGUAUGACAUGCACAUCCAGCUACAAAGUGUGCCCUUCCUACACUGGGAAGCCCCGGUUACUUCGCACUCGCUCACCGCCAGGGAGGUAAUGAGCACACCGGUCACCUGCCUGCGGAGGAGGGAGAAAGUGGGUGUCAUUGUGGAUGUGCUCAGCAACACGGCAUCCAAUCACAAUGGGUUCCCCGUGGUGGAGUCCACUGAUGAUACACAGUCAGCCCGGCUCCAGGGCCUGAUUCUGCGCUCCCAGCUGAUUGUCCUCUUGAAACACAAGGUGUUUGUCGAGCGGUCCAACAGGGGCCUGGUACAGCGGAGGCUGAGGCUGAAGGAUUUCCGGGAUGCCUAUCCCCGCUUCCCCCCGAUCCAGUCCAUCCAUGUGUCCCAGGAUGAGCGCGAGUGCACCAUGGACCUCUCCGAAUUCAUGAACCCUUCCCCGUACACGGUGCCCCAGGAGGCCUCUCUCCCUCGCGUGUUCAAGUUGUUCCGGGCCCUGGGCCUCAGGCACCUGGUGGUGGUGGACAACCGCAAUCAGGUUGUCGGGCUGGUAACCAGGAAAGACCUGGCCAGGUACCGGCUUGGGAAGGGGGGUCUGGAGGAGCUCUCACUGGCCCAGACAUGAGAUCCUGGCCUGGCACGUCACCUGGGGUCCCCACCUCACUCCUCGAGCAGCAGCUGAUCCAUUGUCCUCCAGACCUCGGGGAUGACCCAGCUGGUGUGUGAGUGUGACCAUCGCAUGGGCACCUCGUCAGUGUUCUCCACACUCCCUCUUGCCUCAGCCCUUUGGAUGUCAUUCUCUAUCUUCCUGUUUCUUCACCUUCAGGGAUCAGAUGUUCAUGCAAGUGCUCGUUUCCUAAGAGGCAGUGAGAGGUUGUGUGUACGUGUGUCUCAGUGCAUGUCUGUGUGUGUUCACGUGUGUGAGACAGUAAGCUGGGCCCCAUGGAUUUGAGUGCUGCAGGGCCCCAGGGCAGGGCCCCUAUCCCUGCUUCUUUGUUCCUCGUUAUCCUCAUUGCUAGCUCAGAAGGGCCAUGCUACCUGCACACUGCCAGCUGGAGGCCUGCGUGACGUGAGGCCACAUGAGAGGCCUCUGGCCUUGUCCCCUCAGCUCAGUCCGUGGCCAUGAGGUGAUACACCUGUGCAGCUGGGACCAACCUGGGCAAAGGGCUACCUGGCUGCCCAGAGGUGAGGGCUUGAGGCAGGACAGUCCUGGAGAGCAGACUCUGGAGCCGGCUCUGUCAGGAAGCUGGCUGUUCUCCCAGAUUCACCACGUGUGCCCCCUGGGCUGCACCCCUACUUGGGAUGCCAUGGGCUCUGUGAUGGAGUCUGGGCCAAGAAGAGCAGAGAACCACCCAUGGGCCUGAACUCAAAGUCCUACCAUGCCUCUGUCACCCCAAGUCCUCUGGAGCUGGAAUUCAGAUAAACAUGUCACCACCAUGCGGACAGCGGACAGAAAAUUGGGUCUUCUCAGCAUGGGCAUGGUAGGGAGGGUAACAAGGGCCUCCGAGGACCCCUGGCCCACGGCAAUGUUCCCGAGCAGCUCUGGUUCCAAUGCCCACAGAUAAGGCUAUGGGAUUUGGGAUGGGCUUGUGAACCUGGAGCAGAGACACUGUGCACUUCAGGCCAGGUGGAACUAGUCCCAUAGAACCACAUUAAAAGGUGAUUGCCAAGUCCCCAGCCCAUCUCUUGACUAAGUGAUGCUUUUGUGGCAAGCUGGUAGUUGCUGCACCGUGGCUUUAGCCCCUUUCAAGGGAGUGGGGCCUCGAAUUGCAGGCCGUGUCUUGGUGACUUUUCUGUGGCAGGUGGCGGGGGAGGAGCAGGGGUCUGAAUGUGGGGAAUCUGAAUGGGAGAAAUAAAGGAAUUGUACCCAGACAGCCAGUAUUGGCUUCCUGUUCCUGCUCAGCAUGGGCCACAGUCUAGCAGCGUGGGAUUCCAGGACCACAGGGUGGGGGUACCUGGGAUGAAACCCUCUUCAGUGUGGUGCAGGUGGGCAGCACCCUAGUGUGGACACCCCUAAGAAGUAGAUACAGAUGAGAGACCCAGAAACCUGGAGGUGGUGUGCGGUCCUCAUACAUCUCACAGGAGGGAGCCCCCUUGGCAACCACUGCAUCUUCGUACAAAUGCCUGGGCGGUGUUGCUUCUGAGGGAGCCACGGUGUCGGAUGGGGAGCGCAUCUUCCCAGAGGCCCUUCUGUCUGGGCCGGCUGUCUCCCCCCUGAUCUGCAUGGCAGUGAGGUGUAUGGUGUGGCUCUCGCUGGAGGUGAGGUUGACCAAAGUGUUCAAGUUGUCACAGAAGUCCUGAGCCAGCCCUCAGUGGGCGGGUCUGGGUGACAUGCGUAGGGCCAGGGGCUGCAGUGUCCAUCCCUGAAGUGAGACGUAAAAUACCCUUUACCGGCCUUUGAAGACUUGGUGCAGAGAAAACAAGUACAGCAUUUUGCUCACUUUUUUGUAUUAAGUAUAUGUUGAAAUGGUGAUAUUUUAAAUGAAC